AUGUGCUACGACCGCUACGUGUCCAUCUGCAAACCCCUGCACUAUGGGACCCUCCUGGGCAGCAGAGCUUGUGCCCACAUGGCAGCAGCUGCCUGGGCCAGUGCCUUUCUCACUGCUCUGCUGCACACAGCCAAUACAUUUUCCCUGCCCCUGUGCCAUGGCAAUGCCCUGGGCCAGUUCUUCUGUGAAAUCCCACACAGCCUCAAGCUCUCCUGCUCCAAAUCCUACCUCAGGGAACUUGGGCUUCUUGUGUUCUCCCUCUGUUUGGUAUUUGGUUGUUUUGUGUUCAUUGUUUUCUCCUAUGUGCAGAUCUUCAGGGCCGUGCUGAGGAUCCCCUCUGAGCAGGGACAGCACAAAGCCUUUUCCACCUGCCUCCCUCACCUGGCUGUGGUCUCUCUGUUUAUCAGCACUGCCUCAUUCACCUACCUGAAGCCCCCCUCCAUCUCCUCCCCAUCCCUGGAUCUGGCCCUGUCAGUUCUGUACUCGAUGGUGCCUCCAGCCCUGAACCCCCUCAUCUACAGCCUGAGGAACCAGGAGCUCAAGGGUACCCUGAGGAAAAUGAUGAAUGUAUCUUUUCAGAAAUGUUAAACUUUUCUGCUCCAGAACCUUGUGAAUGUAACUCUUUACAAUCUAGGCCUUUUUUUCCUCUUUGUCCAUUUUGUCACUGGGACCUUUUCUUAUUAUUAUCCCGGUGUUAAAAUGUUUUUUAUAAUAUACUCUAGUACUACUCUGAGCAUUUCUACAUGAACUUCCACUUCUCUUUUGUAACACAAAGGCUUUUAGGUGGCUUGUUCCCUCUGUAUUUGAAUAAAAAUAAGUGGCUGUC
Molecule: messenger RNA, 826 nt
Organism: Passer domesticus (house sparrow)
Lineage: Eukaryota; Metazoa; Chordata; Aves; Passeriformes; Passeridae
Product: olfactory receptor 14J1-like
Exons: 1
Coding region: 1-588 (195 amino acids)
Biological process (GO): G protein-coupled receptor signaling pathway; detection of chemical stimulus involved in sensory perception of smell
Cellular component (GO): plasma membrane
Molecular function (GO): olfactory receptor activity
Source: RefSeq, a predicted model, not a curated record